UCUGAUGCAAUGGGUCUAAUGAGUCAAUGGAGACACUGAAUAGAUAAAAUGUAUAUAAAUAAAGGUAAAAGUGAAUGUUAAAUUAACUUGUUAAUGUUUUACCAUAGGUGAUGCUUUUAUCAUAAAAUGCACGAGUUUAACUGCCCCACUUAUAGGCCAAAAUGAAUUACAUUUCCCGUGUAUCGAAACACGUGCAGGUUUAAGUGCAUUAACCAACAUGUAAAUAACAGAAAUUCAAUCUGGAUCGUAACAUAUCGAUGCAGUCAUUUUAAAAUCCAUUGAGAAGGGUAACAACUGUCAGCAGACAGAAGAUGGCAGCAAACUGCAAAAUAACUAACCGGCUAAGCAGCAAACAGCCUCACUUUUUUUUCGUCUGCAUUUUUCCUUGCUGAUUUUUAAACUGAUGUGAAAUCAGCCUAAACUCCCUUUACGUUAUAGCAUUUGGUCAACGUAUUAGUCACUCUGACCUUCGAUCAGUUAUCAAGUAAACAUCCACUGACAUUACGCUUGAGACAAGAUUCAGGAAGCAAGUCAUGUGGAGAUCUUCACACUGGUUGCCGGGGUAUUGCAUCUGCAGCAAUAUAUCACCGCCUGUGGGGGUACUGGAGGAGAAGGUAUCUCGCUAACCGGAUGAACCCAUUCUUCAAUAGCAUCACACGUUACCAGUCCAAUGCAGACAAGAAGCGGUUGUGUCGCACAUUUUACACCUACCUGACAGACUGGACAUGCGAUACUUGUCAGUACGUGUCUCCAGCGGAACGCGAGCUAAACGUGCAGGGGAUACAUGGUGUAAUUGACAUACUUCGCUGAAACAUAAGCAUAUCGCCGCGGGAACCGAAGAAGAAUCUACAUUUGUUGUGUUGCCAAGAAACGUUUUUCAUGGGAUAUUCAAUGACAUUAUAUUUUAGCUCAAGGAAGCUAGCUCCGGCGUUGGAGGAGACAACUGUGGUGAUAGGACAGAACAGUGAUACUAGUUCUGUUUAAAUUGUCACAGCUAACGUUAGCUAAGCUAACGAAAUUUUACUCGACGGGGACCCGGUAGGUCGGAUUCGUGGUGUAAACUGGCUCAGCAACUAUUCGCAAUUGUUUCAUUUCUUGAAAGCUUUGAUGGUCACUGAAAUUAACUUAGCUGUUUUAAACGGAACAUUACGGUGAUGACGUCACUUAGUACGUGAAGUCGGUGUCGAACAUCUUUGUUUUCAUUGAAAGUCCACAGUUUUUGAUUAUUUGUAUGCCUUUGCAUACGUUGAUACUAACUUUUCAGUCUGGGCACUGAUAGCUAGCCUCUCGCGCGAAGUGCUAGCCAACAUGAACUUAGCAUCAAGACUCCACCGAAUGACAAGCCUCAUCAUGUAGUUUCAAACGUAACCAACAAGCCAGUGCGACUGAAGUUGCUAGUUAGUUAGCUUGCUCUCACUGUUCGCGACAAAAAUCAACGCAGAAACACUUUGUUGUGUGGGCUUUUAUUUUGUGAGAAAAUACCACUACCUUAUCUUGAUGGAGUGUUCCAGAAACGUAAUGAAUUUCUGCAAACCACAACGUUGACCAAUGUGUUGGACAGAUAAAAGGCUAACCUGCUAAACCCACAAGCGGGGAAUCGCACAAGUUUCAAUGAAUGACUCCGUCUACUAGCUCUUGAUUGAAUCCAGGUACUACCUACACCAUGAAGAGGACCGAGAAGAGAAAGUUGAGCAGUUCGGAUCCACCGGAAAGUGGGCCUGAGGAGAAAGACGCGAAGGAGUUUGCGGCGCCCCCUCCUCUGCUCUUCAGGAAGCUGAGCAACCCUGACUUGUCCCCUGCGGCAGGAAAGACCAAACUGCAGCGGCAGCUCAGCCAGGAUGAGAGCCGAGUGCGGAGAAGCAGUAUGGUUGUCGGUCUCACAGGGAAGCAGCUCCUGCCUCUGUCGAGUAGCAUGCACAGUGGAGUGAGCCACAUGGCAUGGCAACAACCUGGAGGAGAGCCCAAUAACCUGGUGCGCAUGCGGAACCAGUCUCUUGGCCAGUCCGCUCCCUCCCUUACCGCAGGACUGAAGGAGCUGAGCCUGCCCAGAAGAGGGAGUUUCUGUCGCACGAGCAACCGGAAGAGUCUGAUUGUGACUUCCAGUACCUCACCCACCCUACCCAGGCCCCAUUCACCACUGCAUGGCCAUCCAGGGAGCAGCCCCUUGGACAGCCCUCGGAAUUUCUCCCCCAACACCGCUGGCCACUUCUCCUUUGUCCCAUCGCGCAGAACGGAUGGCCGGCGCUGGUCUUUGGCUUCUUUACCCUCUUCAGGGUACGGGACUAACACACCCAGCUCCACAGUCUCUUCAUCAUGUUCAUCCCAGGAGAAGCUCCACCAGCUGCCCUUCCAGCCCACGCCCGACGAGCUGCACUUCCUCACCAAGCACUUCAGCUCCGAGAGCAUCACCGACGAGGAGGGACGCCGUUCGCCCGCCAUGCGCCCGCGCUCACGCAGCCUCAGCCCCGGUCGCUCCCCCAUCUCGUUUGACCAUGAAAUCGUCAUGAUGAACCAUGUCUACAAGGAGCGAUUCCCCAAGGCUACGGCUCAGAUGGAGGAGCGCCUGGCGGUGUUCAUGGCCUCCAACGCCCCCGAUAAGGUGAUGCACCUGGCGGACGGGGUCCUCAGCUUCAUCCACCACCAGCUCAUAGAGCUGUCCCGAGACUGCCUGGACAAGUCCCGCGAGGGGUUGAUCACCUCACGCUACUUCUACGAGCUUCAGGAGAAUCUGGAGAAACUGAUUCAGGAUGCUCAUGAGAGGUCUGAGAGUGAGGAGAUGGCGUUUGUCACGCGGCUGGUGAGGAAGCUGAUGAUCGUGAUCUCCCGGCCUGCCCGGCUACUGGAGUGUCUGGAGUUCGACCCAGAGGAGUUCUACCACCUCCUGGAGGCUGCCGAGGGCCAUGCCAAGGAGGGCCAGGGCGUCAAGUGCGACAUCCCCCGCUACAUCAUCAGCCAGCUGGGUCUCACCCGGGACCCCCUGGAGGAAAUGGCCCAGCUGAGCAGCUAUGACAGUGGCCAUCCUGACACCCCUGAGACCGAGGACUCCAUUGAUGGUCGAGGAGCCUCUGUCCAGUCAGCUCCAGUUCAGCAGAAAACCAAACCCCCUCGGGAGGACGACUUUGAAACCAUCAAGCUGAUCAGCAACGGUGCUUAUGGCGCCGUGUUCCUGGUGCGUCACCGCGAGACUCGCCAGCGCUUCGCCAUGAAGAAGAUCAACAAGCAGAACCUGAUCCUGAGGAACCAGAUCCAGCAGGCCUUCGUGGAGAGGGACAUCCUCACCUUCGCCGAGAACCCCUUCGUCGUCAGCAUGUUCUGCUCCUUCGAGACCAGACGACACCUCUGCAUGGUCAUGGAGUACGUGGAAGGUGGAGACUGUGCCACUCUCCUGAAGCAUAUCGGGGCGUUGCCCGUGGAUAUGGCACGCAUGUACUUCGCUGAGACCGUGCUGGCUUUGGAGUAUCUCCAUAACUACGGCAUUGUUCACCGAGACCUCAAACCAGACAAUCUGUUGAUCACCUCCCUGGGGCAUGUCAAACUCACUGACUUUGGACUGUCUAAGAUCGGCCUGAUGAGCCUCACUACCAACCUCUACGAGGGACACAUCGAGAAAGAUACUCGGGAAUUUCUUGACAAGCAGGUGUGUGGCACUCCAGAGUACAUUGCCCCUGAGGUGAUUCUCAGGCAGGGCUACGGCAAGCCAGUGGACUGGUGGGCCAUGGGGGUCAUUCUGUACGAGUUCCUGGUGGGCUGCGCCCCGUUCUUUGGUGACACGCCUGAAGAGUUGUUUGGACAGGUCAUCAGCGAUGAGAUAAUCUGGCCAGAAGAGGAGGAUGCUCUUCCUGCAGAUGCUCAGGAUCUCAUCUACAAACUCCUCCGACAGAACCCUCUGGAGAGACUUGGCACAGGGAGUGCAUAUGAAGUGAAGCACCAUCGCUUCUUCACCCAUCUGGACUGGAACGGCCUCCUGAGACAGAAGGCUGAAUUCAUCCCUCAGCUUGAGUCUGAGGAUGACACCAGCUACUUCGACACUCGGUCCGACCGCUACCACCACGUGGAGUCUGAGGAUGAGGAGGACACCAACGAUGAAGAACACCUGGAGAUCCGCCAGUUCUCCUCCUGCUCACCCCGCUUCAGCAAGGUCUACAGCAGUAUGGAGCGCCUGUCUCUGCACGAGGAGAAGAGGACGCCCCCUCCCACUAAGCGCAGCCUGAGUGAGGAGGGGGGCGAGCGCCUGGACAGCCUGGGGGGCCUCAAGACCAGAGACCGCAGCUGGAUGGUGGGAUCCCCAGAGAUCCUGCGUAAGCGUCUGUCUGUGUCCGAGUCCUCCCACACCGAGAGCGACUCCAGUCCUCCUCUGACCGUGCGUCGCCGCUGCUGCUCGGCCAUCAUUGAAAUGCCCCGCUUCGCCAUCUCCACCGAGGACGAGGGCGCCUCAGGGAGCUCCAGCAGCAGCUCGGGCGGGCGCAAGACCCCGGUGAGGGGCCCCCGCCCCGAGGAGCUGCCUGUGGAGAGGGCGCUGAAGCUGGACGAGUCGCCCACCACGCCGGGCUCCACCUCCAGCCAACAGAGCCGGGCCACACUCACACCGGGCAGCUCAGGUGACGUGUGUGAACGAGCGUCGCCCCGGCCCUCUGCGUCAGCUGCUGCUGACGUGUCUGAUAGCUCCACCCCUAAAGCCAUCAGUGACCUGGCCGCCCGGCGCGCCCGCCACAGACUGCUCUCCGGAGAGACGGACAAGCACACGCCCUCACGCCCUCUCAACAAGGUCAUCAAGUCCGCCUCCGCCACCACCCUCUCGCUCAUGAUUCCUGCAGACCACCAUGGUGCGUCCCCCCUGGCCAGUCCCAUGUCCCCCCACUCCCUCUCCUCCAACCCCUCGUCCCGUGACUCCUCUCCCAGCCGGGACCUCAGCCCAGCCAUCUGCAGCAUCAAACCUGCCAUCAUCAUCCACCGCGCCGGCAAGAAGUACGGCUUCACCCUCAGGGCCAUCCGCGUCUACAUGGGAGACACCGAUAUCUACACUGUUCACCACAUGGUGUGGAAUGUGGAGGUUGGAGGUCCGGCCCAUGAGACUGGUCUGCGGGAGGGAGAUCUCAUCACACACGUCAACGGAGAGCCAGUGCACGGUCUCGUGCACACUGAGGUGGUGGAGCUCAUUCUGAAGAGUGGCAGUAAGGUGUCCAUCUCAGCCACACCCUUUGAGAACACCUCCAUCAAAGUGGGGCCCGCCCGCAAGACCACUAUCAAGUCCAAAAUGGCCCGGAGGAACAAGAAGACCAAGAACAAGGAAGGCCAGGACAGUAAGAAGAGGAACUCCCUGUUCCGUAAGAUCACCAAGCAGGCGUCUCUGCUGCACACGAGCCGGAGUCUGUCCUCCCUGAACCGCUCCGUCUCCUCUGGAGAGAGUGGUGCCAGGAUCCCCCACACACAACCUCUCCCCCGCUCCCCCACACAGGGCUACCGCUCCACACCAGACUCUUCCCACUCAGUGGGAGGGACCUCAUCUCAGAGCAGCUCCCCCAGCUCCAGUGUGCCAAACUCCCCCGCCAGCUCAGGCCAGAUCCGGCCCAGCUCCCUGCAUGGCCUGGCCCCUAAGCUCCAGCGCCAGUACCGCUCGCCCCGCCGGAAGUCUGCCGGCAACAUCCCCCUGUCGCCUUUGGCCCGCACGCCCUCCCCCACCCCACAGAGCACCUCCCCCCAGCGCUCCCCGUCUCCGCUGUCCAGCCACCCUCACCUGGGCCCAGUCCUUGUCCUUCCCGUCAAGCUGCACUCCUCCCCGCCGCUCCUGCGCCACAUCGCCCGGCCCAAGAGCACCGACCCCCAGCGCUCGCCCCUGCUCAAGCGGGUCCAGUCUGCUGAAAAGCUAGCUUCUUCCUCCCUCUGCUCGUCCUCCUCCUCCUCCUCCUCGCCCUCCGCUCCUGCUCCCUCUGCCUCGUGCGGGGCGACCGGUGUGCGUAAGCACAGCCUGGACAUCGGCCACGUGGACUUCAAGAAGGAGCUCCUUCAACGGGAGCCCAGCCUGCAGAGCCUGCAGGAGUCGGCCGGGGAGGGCAGCGCUGUUAGGGGCCGCGCGGCUCCACCAGAGAAGGGCAGCCUGCAGAAGCACUCCGCCCGCAAGCUGGGCCGCCAGGAGGUGAGCGAGGGCGCCGGUGCCCUGGGCUUGGCACCGGGGAAGAGCAAGCUGAAGGACAAACUGUCAGCCAUCCGGCAGGACCGAGCGGAACGCCGGGAGUCGCUCCAGAAGCAGGACGCCAUCCACGAGGUGGACUCAUCCGAAGACGAGACCGACGAGGGGUCGGAGGACAGCCAGGAGGGGGGAGGCAGCAGACCUACGUCACCCCAGCACCUGCCUGCUGCGCCCCACUAG
Clupea harengus (Atlantic herring) is the source of this 6367-nucleotide messenger RNA. It is a transcript of the gene mast2, whose product is annotated as microtubule associated serine/threonine kinase 2. Gene Ontology annotation, biological process: peptidyl-serine phosphorylation; cytoskeleton organization; intracellular signal transduction. Lineage: Eukaryota; Metazoa; Chordata; Actinopteri; Clupeiformes; Clupeidae. The record is from RefSeq and is a predicted model, not a curated record. Gene Ontology annotation, molecular function: protein serine/threonine kinase activity; magnesium ion binding; ATP binding. Gene Ontology annotation, cellular component: microtubule cytoskeleton.